Letharia lupina is the source of this 417-nucleotide messenger RNA. RefSeq lists its product as uncharacterized. The coding region runs from base 1 to 417 and encodes 138 amino acids. Lineage: Eukaryota; Fungi; Ascomycota; Lecanoromycetes; Lecanorales; Parmeliaceae. The transcript has 2 exons. The record is from RefSeq and is a predicted model, not a curated record.
AUGCGUUUCCUCACCUACACCUCCAUCGUCGUAUUCGGCCUUGUUGGCUUGGUAUUGAGUUUGCCAGCAUCGCUAGAGGCAAAAGGUGCUUCCGUCGAAGAAGACUUCGAGCCUCCAGUGCCUGGCUCUGAUCUUCGAGCUCAACAAAUUACGAAGGACGAGUCUCAGCCUCAGAUAUGUGAGAAAUGGAUCCGAAUUCUUGACGUGAGUGUUUGGACUCGAGAAAAGGCCACCUCAGCAGAACCUCAAUUCCCGAAGCCCGGCAAAGCUCGCAGCUGCUUCAUUGCUUUACAAGAUGCGCACAGAAAGGGCUCACAGUCGGCAAGAAAACAAUCAUACACGAGCCCACCAAAAAGGCAUGUCAACCUUCGGGAAGUGGAAGAAGGAUCUGUGACUAUGCCUGCAGAUGUCGCUUGA